This is a messenger RNA of Trametes versicolor FP-101664 SS1, 996 nucleotides long. RefSeq lists its product as uncharacterized. The transcript has a single exon. NCBI's taxonomy places the organism in Eukaryota, Fungi, Basidiomycota, Agaricomycetes, Polyporales, Polyporaceae. The record is from RefSeq and is a predicted model, not a curated record. Bases 1 to 996 code for a protein of 331 amino acids.
AUGUCGCAAAAGUCAAUACCAUGGAUCCCGCCGGAGCUGCUCGAACAGAUCCUGUCCGAGGUCUGGGCCAUACCGCAAUCCUCCAGCGAGCGCGCCGCCCUCUUCAAAACCCUAUGCAAAGUCAAUCGCAUGUGGCUCGGGCUCUUCCUGCGAGUGGCCAUGCGCGACGUGCACAUCCCAUGCCCCCUAUUCGCGCGCGACCUCCUGCGCUUGCUUCCCGAGCGAGCCGCAUCCCAAGGCGAGGCGGACCUCUUCACCGCGGAGGCGAUGUCACUCGUCAGCAGGCUCUGCCGCUCGAUGACGUUUCACGUCGACGGCGCCUCGCCAGGGGGCUUGGGCGAGGCCUCCAUCAAGCUGUACUCGCAAACGGACGCCGCGCCCACCGCGAUCUCGACGGUGCUCUACAUGGUCAGCACGUUCGACUACCUGCCGCACCUGCGGCACGUCGCGCUGCGGUACACGGACUGGGGGUACGACGACCUCUUCGACCAGCUGCGGCUCGCGGUCUUCCCGCCGCAGGUCACGCACCUCACGCUCGACUACGCGUUCACCGCGCCCGCGCUCGUCCCGCUCGCGGUGUACCUCAAGACGCUGUACACGCGCCACCCGGCGCCGCACUUCGCGAUGCCGGGCGUGCGCCACCUCGCGGUGUCGGGCGUGCCCGCGGAGUUCGUCGCGGACAUGCUGCAGAUCUGCCCCGCGCUGGAGACGCUCGAGAUGGCGAACCCGGCAAGGCUGUAUGUGCUCGCGCCGCUGCCGGAGAGCGUGCGGACGGUCGUGCUGCGCGUGCCGGGCGUCACGCUCGACCGCGAGCAGAUACACUGGUGGAUGCUCACGGCGGCGAUGGAGGGCAAGCUGUUCCACCCGGAGGCGGGGGGCAGGAUCGUCGUGCGCUCGGGCACGCCUGAUCCGGUGGCGUGGACGGAGACGAAGCGGUUUUGUAGGCUGUACGGCGUGGAUCUUGUGUAUGAGCGAGACGAAUGCGAGCCGUGUUGA